GGGAGUACGUUACUGGACUUAAAAAUGCUGCCUGAUUGGCUCUGGCCAUCAUAAAAACCCCUCCGUCCUUCCGAUUCCUUCGCAUUGUUCCCAUCGCCAGAAUCCCCUCGGAAUCUUAUAUCCAAAUCCCCCGUCCUCCCCUCCCUCUCCAUCCCAAUCCCAAUCCAAGAUCACCGCCCACAACAAAAAUGGGUCUCCGAUCCAAAGAGGAGGGGAAGGAGGAAGAAGAAGAAGAAGGGUCAUCUCUUUCUUUGGGUCCUUACCGAUAUAAUUCGCCCUUUGUCCAGGUCUGCCUGAUCGGGCUGGUGUGCUUCUGCUGCCCGGGCAUGUUCAACGCCCUCUCCGGCAUGGGCGGCGGCGGCCAGAUCGACCACAAGGUCGGCAACAACGCCAACACCGCCCUCUACACCACCUUCGCCGUCUUCGGCGUCCUCGGCGGCGGCAUCUACAACCUCCUCGGCCCCCGCCUCACCCUCCUCGCCGGUUGCUCCACCUACGUCCUCUACGCCGGCUCCUUCCUCUCCUACAACCACAACCAGGGCCAGGCCUUCGUCGUCACCGCCGGCGCCAUCCUCGGCAUCGGCGCCGGCCUCCUCUGGGCCGGACAGGGCGCCAUCAUGACAUCCUACCCCCCGCCCCACCGCAAGGGCUCCUACAUCUCCCUCUUCUGGGCCAUCUUCAACCUCGGCGGCGUCAUCGGCGGCCUCAUCCCCUUCAUCCUCAAUUACCACCGCGAGAAGGCCGCCUCCGUCAAUGACGGCACCUACAUCGCCUUCAUGUGCUUCAUGGCCGCGGGCACCGCCCUCACCCUUACCAUCCUCCCCCCGGCGCGCGUCGUCCGCGACGAUGGCACCCGCGCCACCUCCAUGACCUACUCCAACGUCGUCACCGAGUCAUGGGAGAUCCUCAAGCUCUUCGUCAACUGGAAGAUGCUCCUCAUCGUCCCCGCCGCAUGGGCCAGCAACUUCUUCUACACCUACCAAUUCAACAACGUCAAUGGACUCAUCUUCACUCUGAGGACCAAAGGGCUGAAUAACGUGUUCUACUGGGGGGCGCAGAUGCUUGGUUCCUUCGGGAUCGGCUACUUCCUGGACUUCAGCUUCAAGAGCAGAAGGAUGAGGGGGCUCGUGGGGAUCGGGGCCGUGGCGUUGCUCGGGACGGCGAUCUGGGCUGGGGGGCUGGCCAACCAGCUGAGGUAUAAAGAUGGCAACUGGAAGGGGGAUCCCUUGGACUUCAAGGACUCCAGGGGAAGGUUCGCCGGGCCAUUUGUUCUCUACUUCAGUUACGGCUUGCUGGAUGCCAUGUUUCAGAGCUUGUGCUACUGGGUGAUCGGGGCGCUGGCUGAUGAUUCCGAGACCCUUAGCAGGUAUAGUGGAUUCUACAAGGGAGUGCAGAGUGCCGGCGCUGCUGUUGCUUGGCAACUUGAUAACCACAAAAAGCAGCUGCUGUCGCAGUUGAUAGUAAACUGGUCUCUUACUACUGUGAGCUAUCCCUUGCUGGCCGUGUUGGUGUUGCUUGCCGUGAAGGACGAGAACAACGCCGAGGAUGGAGAUAGCAAGAUGCCAAAGCCAUCAGCUCUUCCUGGGUCGGUGGAUGAUGGUGAUGCACGAGGGAAAAAUUAGGGAAGACCGUUUGCUUUUGUUCUUGUAUUCUGCAGGGGGAUGAUGCUCGUCUAAUUGGUACAUAAGAAUUGUGGUCUUAGGGUUGCCCGAAAAUUGUGGCAAAUAUUUCAUGGAAAAAGAAGAAAGAAAUUGUGGCAAACAUUCGUUAUGCAACUCAUGGAUAUCAGUUCUAAAUAAUCA
This is a messenger RNA of Elaeis guineensis (African oil palm), 1802 nucleotides long. RefSeq names its product UNC93-like protein 1. The record is from RefSeq and is a predicted model, not a curated record. Lineage: Eukaryota; Viridiplantae; Streptophyta; Magnoliopsida; Arecales; Arecaceae.